This is a messenger RNA of Olea europaea var. sylvestris, 887 nucleotides long. Its product is annotated as casparian strip membrane protein 1-like. The coding region runs from base 67 to 684 and encodes 205 amino acids. NCBI's taxonomy places the organism in Eukaryota, Viridiplantae, Streptophyta, Magnoliopsida, Lamiales, Oleaceae. The record is from RefSeq and is a predicted model, not a curated record. The transcript is spliced from 3 exons.
AGCUGUGAACUCUCUUUUUCACGAAUACUAAGUCGACUUAUCUUUAGCUUACUCUUUAACUUAAACAUGGAGAAGAGCGAGUCAACCAAGAUUGAGAUUGCAGAGACGAGCAAAGAAAGCAAAGGGAAAGCGCCACUUUUGGGGGCGGUACCACCAGUGGCGGCCGUGCAUGGAAGGGGACGGUACAAGAGGGGCAUUUCUAUAUUCGAUCUUAUACUGAGAAUAAGCGCUGUGUCUUCAGCUUUGGGUGCAACAGUCAUCAUGGGCACCGCUGAACAAACCCUUCCUUUCUUCACUCAGUUCUUCCAGUUCCAAGCCAGUUAUGAUGAUCUCCCAACUUUCACAUUCUUUGUCGUGGCAAUGGCAAUAGUUACAGGAUACCUUGUCCUCUCCAUACCCUUCUCAAUAGUGUGUAUCGCUCGCCCUCUUGCAGUCGGACCAAGGCUCCUCCUGAUUAUCCUUGACACUGUGUUUGUCACAUUGGCAACUGCUGCAGCUGGAUCAUCUGCUGCAAUAGUGUACUUGGCUCACAAUGGGAAUUCAAAUGCAAAUUGGCUGGCAAUAUGUCAGCAGUUCACUGAUUUCUGCCAAGCGAGUAGUUUGGCUGUGGUGGGGGCGUUCGUCACCGUCGUUCUCCUCAUUUUCGCCAUUUUUCUGUCUGCUUUCGCUCUUCGGAAACAUUAAGACUGUCGAACAAUUAAAUUAAUCACGAGUGUCGUGUAUGUACUGUUUGUUUGAUUUACUUUUCCUUCUAUUGUUUGUGUCUUCUUUUAUUCUGUUGCUUCGUGUCAAUUCUCUCUGCUUGAUGGAUCUCAAUUAGAGAAGGAAAAAUGGAAAGUGUAUACCGCAUUUAUAUAUGAAAGUAAACUCCCGUGUUGUCGUUUUUG